AUACCUGAUCCACUCUUCUUUCUUCCACAAUUAAAUUCCAUUCUCCAUCAAGUUUUUCUUCAAGGCCUUGUAAUCUUCUGUUCUUUGCUUUGCUUUGAUCUGUUCCACCAUGCAGGCCAGUGAGAUCACAGGACUCAGCUAUUUUCUCCCUUCAGACCCAUCUCCUUUCAGCAUGAUUCAGAACAACAACAUCCCCACAUUCCAACUACAAAAAUUCUCCAACCAAUUCUUUGGUUACCAGAAUAAUCUUCAAGCAUUUCAAGACUUCAGUCCUCAGAACUCCUCAUCAUGCAUCAGCAGCAACUCAACCUCUGAUGAAGCAGAGGAUCAGCAACAGCAACAAAGUCUCAUCAUCAAUGAGAGGAAACACAGGAGGAUGAUAUCGAACCGAGAAUCAGCGCGCCGGUCCCGGAUGAGGAAGCAGAAGCACCUUGAUGAGCUUUGGUCGAUGGUGGUUUGUCUCAGGAAUGAGAAUCACCAGCUGCUAGAGAAACUGAACCAUCUGUCAGAGUCUCAUGAUAGAGUGGUUCAAGAGAAUGUUCAGCUGAGAGAGGAAACAUCAGAGCUUCGCCAAAUGAUGUGUGUCAUGCAGCUACAUAGUCCAUGUCCUCCAUUAAGCCCCCUUGAAGAUCAUGUCCCAAGUACCCCACCCCAUCUUUCUGAUUCCUCAAACCAAUCAAUCACAAGCUCUAGGGACAUACUUGGCUAAAUUUGAAGACAAGACCAAGCUUUUACAUCUCUUCAAUUUUACAUCUUUUUGAGUUUUUGCGUUUGUUAGCAUGUCUGGUUUCACGGUGAAAUGCUCUAAAAUCACUAGCAUGUUUUGAUAAACUUCUAUUUUCUCAAAAUUGAUUAUGGCAACCAGAAAGUACCUGCACCUUUGAAUUGAUUAAGACUUUAGAAUAAAAUGCAGUAAUUUCUGUGAUGCAUGCAUUUCAUUCGGUGUAAAUUGUGAAACUAGACACCCAACUGUGUGGGGAAUUCCAAAAUAGUAGUAGUCUUUGCCUCCCUUUUGAACUGUGUGAGGUGAAACCAUAACCGGUAAUGACAUGUUUUGAGUAUCUUUAUUUAAGUCUCAGCUCAUGGCCUUUGUCA
Messenger RNA from Lotus japonicus, 1095 nucleotides. Its product is annotated as basic leucine zipper 43-like. The record is from RefSeq and is a predicted model, not a curated record. NCBI's taxonomy places the organism in Eukaryota, Viridiplantae, Streptophyta, Magnoliopsida, Fabales, Fabaceae. The coding region runs from base 110 to 709 and encodes 199 amino acids. Gene Ontology annotation, molecular function: DNA-binding transcription factor activity. The transcript has a single exon. Gene Ontology annotation, biological process: regulation of DNA-templated transcription.